AUGGGAAGAAGGCCUGGAAGAUGUUACAGAUAUCUGUCGAAGAAGGCGUAUCCCAAGUCAAGGUUCAACAGAGGAGUUCCUGAUUCGAAGAUACAGAUUUUUGAUCUUGGAAGGCGUAAGGCAGGGGUUCUUGAGUUUCCAUUACUAGUCAAUUGCAUCUCCAAUGAAAGGGAGAACUUAUCUGCUGAGGCAUUGGAGGCAGCCCGUAUAUGUGCCAACAAGUACAUGGUGAAACAUGCUGGAAAGGACAAUUUCCAUCUAAGGGUGCGUGUGUAUCCAUUUCAUGUUCUUAGAAUCAACAAAAUGUUGAGUUGUGCAGGAGCCGAUAGACUUCAAACAGGAAUGAGAGGAUCUUUUGGGAAGCCUUAUGGAAGAGCAGCAAGGGUUGUGUUCAACCAGCCUAUUCUUAGCAUAAGAACAAAGGAAUCCUUCAAGGAUGUUGCUGUCGAGGCAUUGAGAAGAGCAAAGAAUAAAUUCCCUGGGCAUCAGGAGAUUCAAGUCAGCUCGAAAUUUGGGUUUACUAACAUGCUGAAUGAUGAGUUUAACAACCUAAGGGAGAACGGAAGAAUCAUUCUACGAGGUGGAUCCUUUUCUGUGAUCAGGGAGAAGGGGAGUAUUGACAACUUCAAGAGAAAUCUUGAACAAGCUGCCAAUAAUUAA
This is a messenger RNA of Encephalitozoon romaleae SJ-2008, 660 nucleotides long. Its product is annotated as 60S ribosomal protein L10. The transcript has a single exon. Lineage: Eukaryota; Fungi; Microsporidia; Unikaryonidae. Bases 1 to 660 code for a protein of 219 amino acids. Gene Ontology annotation, biological process: ribosomal large subunit assembly; translation. The record is from RefSeq and is a predicted model, not a curated record. Gene Ontology annotation, molecular function: structural constituent of ribosome. Gene Ontology annotation, cellular component: cytosolic large ribosomal subunit; ribosome.